Messenger RNA from Cariama cristata (Red-legged seriema), 2490 nucleotides. RefSeq names its product prickle homolog 1 (Drosophila) (gene PRICKLE1). Gene Ontology annotation, molecular function: zinc ion binding. The transcript has 7 exons. Bases 7 to 2490 code for a protein of 827 amino acids. The record is from RefSeq and is a predicted model, not a curated record. Lineage: Eukaryota; Metazoa; Chordata; Aves; Cariamiformes; Cariamidae.
UUGGAGAUGGAGCCCAAAGCCAAUAACCUUGUUUUUGGGUGUCAGCGAAGCUCAACAUCAGACGAUGACUCUGGCUGUGCCUUGGAAGAAUAUGCCUGGGUCCCCCCAGGCCUCAGACCGGAGCAGGUCCAGCUCUACUUCGCCUGCUUGCCGGAGGAGAAGGUCCCUUACGUUAACAGCCCUGGGGAGAAGCACCGAAUUAAACAACUCCUCUAUCAGCUGCCACCCCACGAUAAUGAGGUGAGAUACUGCCAGUCUUUAAGUGAAGAAGAAAAGAAGGAACUGCAGAUGUUCAGUUCCCAGCGCAAAAAGGAGGCACUUGGCCGAGGCACUAUCAAACUGCUCUCGAGAGCGGUGAUGCACGCGGUUUGUGAACAGUGUGGUACAAAAGUAAACGGCGGCGAAGUCGCAGUUUUUGCCUCGAGAGCUGGGCCUGGUGUGUGCUGGCAUCCCUCGUGUUUUGUGUGCUUCACGUGUAACGAGCUGCUCGUUGACCUCAUCUACUUCUACCAAGACGGAAAAAUUCACUGUGGCAGACACCACGCUGAACUUCUCAAACCUCGAUGUUCAGCCUGCGAUGAGAUCAUAUUUGCUGAUGAGUGUACAGAAGCUGAGGGUCGCCACUGGCACAUGAAGCACUUCUGUUGCCUCGAGUGUGAAACAAUCCUGGGUGGCCAGAGAUACAUCAUGAAGGAUGGGCGACCGUUCUGCUGCAACUGUUUUGAAUCUCUGUAUGCGGAAUACUGUGAGACCUGCGGGGAACACAUUGGUGUUGACCAUGCUCAGAUGACCUAUGAUGGACAGCACUGGCACGCCACAGAGACUUGCUUUUCUUGUGCUCAGUGCAAGACCUCUUUGCUUGGCUGCCCUUUCCUUCCAAAGCAAGGGCAGAUUUACUGUUCGAAAACCUGCAGCCUGGGAGAGGAUGUUCAUGCCUCCGACUCUUCUGAUUCUGCAUUUCAGUCUGCUCGAUCCAGAGAUUCCAGGAGGAGUGUCCGCAUGGGAAAAAGCAGCCGGUCGGCCGACCAGUGCCGCCAGUCUCUCCUCCUGUCACCGGCCCUCAAUUACAAAUUUCCUGGCCUCUCGGGCAACGCCGAUGAUACUCUUUCUCGUAAGCUGGAUGACUUAAGCCUUUCAAGGGAAGAGGCGAGCUUUGUUAAUGAAGACUUCUGGAAAGGAAGAGUAGAGCAAGAAAUGCCUGAAGACCCUGAAGAAUGGGCUGAACAUGAAGACUACAUGACUCAACUUCUUCUGAAGUUUGGUGAUAAAAGCCUCUUCCAGCAGCCUGCUGACAUAGACAUUAGGUCGAGUGAACACUGGAUUUCUGAUAGCAUGGUCAAGAGCAAGUUGGACUUGAAAAAAAAUAAUCCAAGCCUGGCAAGUAAGAAGUAUCAGCCAGACAUGUACUGGGCCCAGUCACAAGAUGGCUUGGGUGACUCCGCGUACGGCAGCCACCCAGGCCCUGCGAGCAGCAGGAAAAUCCAGGAGCUAGACAUGGAACAUGGGGCAUCAGGAUACAAACACGACCAAACGCCGUGGUAUGGAGGUUCACUCGAAUGUUUGUCUGACCUCAAACAGCAAGAGCAAAGUGUUCGAGACUCAAUGGAUUCUUUGGCUUUGUCUAACAUAACAGGGGCUUCAAUGGAUGGAGAAGGCAAGCCACGGCCAUCCCUCUACUCUUUGCAAACUUUCCAAGAACUGGAGGUGGAGGACUGUGAGAAGAUGAGCAACAUGGGAACGCUGAAUUCUUCAAUGCUCCACCGGAGCACAGAGUCCUUGAAGAGUCUGAGCUCAGAGUUGUGUCCGGAAAAGGUCUUACCAGAGGAAAAGCCAGUGCACAUGCCUGUACUGAGAAGAUCUAAAUCCCAGUCUCGACCACAGCAAGUGAAGUUUUCAGAUGAUGUUAUUGAUAAUGGAAGUUAUGAGAAUCUUGAAAUACGUCAGCCUCCGAUGAGCGAGAGGACUCGUAGGCGCGUUUACCAUUUUGAAGAGCGUGGAAAUCGGCCUUCUCAUCAUCGUCGAAGAAGCAGGAAGUCUCGUUCAGAUAAUGCACUUAACUUGGCCACAGAAAGAAGAUGCUCUCCAAGAGAGAGAUUUCGUUAUUACUCCCCUCAGGAUCACGAAAAAUUUAUUCAAAAUAGAAGCUCACGUGAGAUUCGGGCGUAUAUUCAAGAUGCAGAGCUGUAUGGACAAUAUGCCCACACUAGGUCUGAUUAUGCACUGCGGAAUCAGGUUGUUGAUAAAUUUUUUGGAUUGUAUGGUGAAGAUGAUGACUCCUGGUGUUCAACUUCAUCCUCCUCAUCCGAUUCUGAAGAGGAAGGAUAUUUUCUAGGACAGCCAAUUCCACAGCCACGAUCACUAAGAUACCCGUACUAUACAGAUGACCUUUCUGGUCCAACUACUGCGUUAUCUAGUUCUCAGUUUGGACAAAGGACAACCAAAUCAAAGAAGAAGAGGGGACACAAAGGAAAAAAUUGCAUCAUUUCUUAA